AUGGAAAAAGAGAAUGUAUUAAGCAUAGAAAAAACUAACGAGUUACGAAAAAAAUUAGGAUUAAAGGAAUUAGAAAUAGACAAAAAUGAAAAGGGGGAUGAUAGCAAAAAAGGGGAUGGCAAUAAAAAGGGGGAUGAUAAUAAAAAAGGUGUAAGGGGUAGAAAGAAAAAAGAAAAUGAUGAACCAAAAGAAAAUGAUGAACCAAAAGAAAAUGAUGAAAAUGGCCAAGUAAAAACAUUAACCGAAGAAUUUGAAGAUGAUAUUGAUGAUGUUCAAAAUUGGGUGAAUAAAACAAGAAAUGUUAUAAAUAAAAAAUUAGAACAAGAAAAAAUAAAAUAUAGUGAUGAUGAUGAAGAAGAUGAUGAAGAAGAUGGUGGUGUGUCAAAAAAAGGAAAAAAAAAAGGAAAAAAAAGACAAAAUAGCAAAAAAUUUUCUAACAAUUUAAAAGUACAACAUAAAACUGAAGAAAUUGAAAAUGAUAUGGUUUUAACAUUGAAAGAUCAAAAUGUUUUAAAUGAUGAAGAUGACUGUUUAAUAAAUGAAGAAUUAAAAAAAAAAAAUAUCAAAAGCUUAAUAACAAAAAAUGAUGAUAAUUAUUGGAACCAAAAUUAUUAUAAUCCACUCUCAUAUUAUGAGAAUGAUUUAAAAAAUGAACAAAAAGAUAAUAACACAUCUAUAAAUAUGAUUCCAAAAUAUGAUGAAGAAGACCAUUCCUUUGAUAUUCAGAUAAAUUAUAAUGACAAUGAAAAAGAAUAUGAACAAAAAAGUACUGCAAAAAAUAAUUUUGAUAAAAUAAAAAAAAACAAUACAGAAAAUUUAAAGAAAAGAAAUCUCAAUAAUGUUGAUGAUGAAAUUACAAAAAGUAGUAAUACUAUUCAAAUGAAAAAAAGAAAAAUAAAAAAUAUAAAUAAAAGAAAAUCAGAUGAUGUGUGGAGUUUCUUAUAUGAUGAUCCAAUAAAUGAAGAAAAAGAAUCAGAAAAAAAUAAUGGAAAUAAAAUAAAAAAAGAGAAAAAUAAUGUAAAACCAAAUAAAGAAAACGUAAAUGCAAAUAGUAAUAUUCUACAAGAUGUUAUGGAAAAAAUUAAAGAAGAAAAUAUGAACAUGGGAUUUAAUUAUUUUAAUGAUACAUUACUUAGUCAACAUGAAGAAGAAAAAGAAUUGUAUGAACUAUUAGAAAAAGGAAAUGAUUUAAAAAAAAAAAAAAAAGAAAGAAUUAAUUAUCAAAAUGAACUAUUAAAACGUAUUGUAAUAAAUGAUGAUGAUGAUGAUAAAAAAAUUGAAGAUGAAAAAAAUAAUAAUACUAUAAAAUUAACAGAUGCUUCUGAAUUUUGUAAAAGUAUAUACUUACCAAUAGAUAUGCAUGACAAUAUUAAAAAAUCAACAUUAAAAAAAAAUGAUAAAAUAAAUGGUAUAGAAAUUGCAGUAUCCGAUCGACCAAAUAAUUCAAAUCGACUUUCAAAACUAAAUCAUAAUGAUCAAGAUGAAAAUGAUCAAGAUGAAAAUGAUCAAGAUGAUGAAAAAAAAAAAAAAAAAAAUGAAAAUAUAUAUGAUGAUGGUGAUGAUGAAAUAGAUCUUUCAGAAAAUGGCGUAUCUGAAAUUUUUAACGAAAUUAAAUUAGAUGAAGGAUUAUUUGGGGCAUUAGAAUAUUUGAAAACUAGAGGGGAACUAAACAUAGAAGAUAAGGUUUAUAGAAACCCUGAAAAUAAACCAUUACAUAUGCCAACAGAUAAAAAUGAAAUAAAAAUCGAUUAUAAAAAUGAUACAGGAAAAGUUAUGACACCCAAAGAAAGCUUUCGAUAUAUCUCGUGGAUUUUUCACGGAAAAAAACAAGGUAAAAAUAAAUUAGAAAAAAAAAUAAAAAGAAUGGAAAUUGAACGUAGAUUUAAAGAAAAUCCAAUGGAAUCUCUUCCAACUUUAAAUGUUCUUAAAAAAGUUCAAGAAGUUCAAAAAAAAGUUUAUUUUACCCUAUCCAAUAAUGGGUGA
Molecule: messenger RNA, 1983 nt
Organism: Plasmodium yoelii
Lineage: Eukaryota; Apicomplexa; Aconoidasida; Haemosporida; Plasmodiidae
Product: U4/U6.U5 tri-snRNP-associated protein 1, putative
Exons: 1
Coding region: 1-1983 (660 amino acids)
Biological process (GO): mRNA cis splicing, via spliceosome; maturation of 5S rRNA
Cellular component (GO): U4/U6 x U5 tri-snRNP complex
Source: RefSeq, a predicted model, not a curated record